This is a messenger RNA of Nymphaea colorata (pocket water lily), 1662 nucleotides long. RefSeq names its product protein-lysine N-methyltransferase EFM6. Bases 486 to 1490 code for a protein of 334 amino acids. The transcript is spliced from 10 exons. The record is from RefSeq and is a predicted model, not a curated record. Gene Ontology annotation, biological process: protein methylation. Gene Ontology annotation, cellular component: nucleus. Lineage: Eukaryota; Viridiplantae; Streptophyta; Magnoliopsida; Nymphaeales; Nymphaeaceae. Gene Ontology annotation, molecular function: protein methyltransferase activity.
CGCUUAAGAAAUAUUUUCCCGUAGUUUGAGGCUCGUUGUUUCUGAAAAUGUGAUACGAAAGGGCGGGUGAUUUGGACAGGAACACCGAACGCAGGACGCCAUUGAAGAUAUCAGAAGACACCAACUGCACCAUUCCUAGUGCUUGUCGGAGCAAAGGAUUGACCGCCUUGAAACGAUUUACUUGGGUGAUGUCGUCCAGAUCAUAAGGGGCUGAAGUCAUUUCACUUCGGUUGGUAUAUAUCGCCAGCUGAGAAUUUGAAGAGGUUUCACCUACAAAAUCUACGCUUCUGGUGUCCAAACUGCUUUCACGUCCAGUCCUUCUCCUUCUCCUCUCUCUCUCACACACACCCCUUGUUCGUGCUCUGUUCAUUUUCCUCUGCUGCUUUCUGUUUUCAAUCCAUCUGCGGCAUUCGUUUGAGGUUUCUUAAUUGUGGUCUUUGUUGAGGACUUUCUUUUUCCCCUUGAAGACCACCAACUAAUUCUCGAUGGAGGAGGAAGACCCUGACAUCCACACAACAUCCAGCAAUGAUUCCAAUGAUGAGGUCAUGAGUGAGAUCCACUUGGGCUGCCCUCCUAGCCACAUGGCUCCAUAUAUCUCUCGCUUCAGGCUCUAUUCCCCUCAUUUAAAUGCCACAGGUGAUAGUUUGGGAAGCUUGUGCGCAUCAAUCAUUGAGGACAAAGAAGGCGAUCUUGAUGUUCCUCGUCGUAAGAAUCGAGAUCAACCAACAUCCUGUCCAUUAUUAAUCCAACAUAGAAUUACAUCUUCAAUACCGAGUGUGGGACUGCAGGUCUGGAAAGCAGCAUUUCUAUUGGUUGAUUUCAUCUUACACCAGUUUUUAACAUCAUCAGAUUUCUCAAAUGAAGUUGCGUUAGAACUUGGUUCUGGAACAGGGUUGGUGGGGAUUGUACUUGCUCGAUUUGCCAAGAUUGUCUUCUUAACAGACCGUGAUGCUGAAAUACUUGAUAAUUGUGCAACCAAUGUGCAGUUGAAUAGAGAAUUGUUUAAAUGUGACAAUGUUCUUGUUCGUGAGCUCGACUGGAAGAAGUCAUGGCCACCAAUUGUUGAGUCAUCUGAGAUGAGCUGCAGGUAUGCAUGGAGUUCUUCAGAGAUCCAUAUGGCAGAGCAGGCUUCUCUGCUUUUAGCAGCUGAUGUCAUUUAUUGUGAUGAGCUUACAGAUUCUCUAUUUGAUACUUUAGAAUGUUUGAUGUCAAGAGGUUCAGAGAAGGUUCUGUAUCUGUCCUUGGAGAAACGGUAUAACUUCACUAUUGAUGCGCUAGACACAGUUGCAAAUGGAUAUUUGCACUUUUUGAAGUAUUUGGAAGAUGAAGAAAGCGCAGAAGGAUCUGCAGCUGAACUCAGCCUCAGGUCGGCAUAUUUUGUUGGUAAACGCAUAGACAUCAAACAGAUACCACAGUAUGUGCGAGAAUAUGAGAGAGGGAAUGAUUUGGAGAUUUGGCAGAUUAGGUAUGUUAGGUCUAUGACCACAUGAGUGUGAUUAUAUUAUUUUUGAUUUUAUAAAAGGUUAGUUGUUCAUAUUCACCUUUAAGGCUUGUCAUAAGGAGUGAAAAGCCUUUUGGCAGUUUGUGACUGGAACAGUACCGUUCUCUUCCCACAUUAGUGAACUUUUGCUAUCUACGUGAAAGGCUGUAAACUUAUGCAUA